GGAGUGCGCGGAGGGGAGGGGCCAGGAUGCGGCUGCUCGGGGCCUGGCACCCAGGCGCGGGCCGCAUCCCCCCGGCCUCGCCGAUGCCCUCCCGGCGGCAGGGAGCUCGCCACCCUCGCCCGCCUCGGCUCCCUCUCCGCUGGUGAAAGCCGCAUUUUGAAGAUAGUAAUUAUGUACAAUCGUUAAACGGCAGCAAUUAGAGACUUCAUCUACUUCCUGAGUUUCCUUGUGACAUUUCUAUUGUUUACCCUUAAUAAGCCAGGACAGAGGCUUCGCGGGAUUAAAGCUGGAUAAAGUGGGCAGUGAAAGGGGAAGAGGAGGGGGGAAGUGCAGGAAACUGGGUGGGGGGGAACGAGCAACUUGGGAUUAGUGUUGAAGAAAGGAUUAUUUUUUUCCCUUUGGAUGUGUCGCUCCUGGAAACCCGCGCUUUUGUCCUUCUGCGUUAAAAGACCUGUAUUCAGAACAUCCUGGUCGCUGAUAGGUAGGCUUAGCACACAGAUGAGGACUCAUGGCUGUGGGAGGACUCAGGGAACUUUGCAAAACGUGUUUUGAUAAGUAAGUGCCUUGAUGUCAGUGCUGACUUAAUAAUUUUAAAGAGAGGAGUUUUUAAGAGAAAAUUCCAGACCCCGCGCAGUUCAAAGCUUCCCAGUUUUCCCGACUUUGUUGCUAGUGCAUUAAGUGGGGUGGUAUUGGAAAUCCCAUUACCUAUUUUGAAGCUGUUUGCAGAUAAGUGUUUUUCUCACCUGCAUCUUCAUUGCACUUCAAAGAUAAGUAUCAGGGUUCCCUGGAAGGCAGAAAGAAUGACAGUAGAAAAGGCACAGUUUAGUCUGUCUUAUGUAACUUCAGCCCAACCUAAUUUUGUGGAGUUUGGUUUUGUUUCUGUGGCUGCCUUCACAGUAUGUUUAACACUGUGAACUUGACGCGGAAGAUUAACGUCAGCCAGGACUUUAUUUCAUUAUUUCCUUUAGAGGAAAUCAUGGUUGAGAUGUUUCAGAAAAGCAGUGAGAGGGCCUGGAGAGGUUUUGUGUUCAUAGCUGGAAGUGCAGGGCAUUCCGAAGCCACAGAAAGGAUUUAAACACUGGAUUGUCAUAGUAUCAUAGUCUUACUCCACAGGAGUCUGUGGAAAUCACGUUGGAGUUGCAUAUGCUCAGCCCUUUGCUAAUGCUUUUCCAGGAGACCGAAGUAUGGCAUAGUUGGCACUUAGUGGGCAAGACACUCAACUGUCAUUUGUGUAUCUAGUCUGUGUUUGUGCUCUUGAGGCAUUGCUGAUGCAGUAAGAACAGGGAACUUUCAUUUUAGUGUGGAAUGGCAGGCAUAAACAGAAACAUGCAAAUAGAUGAGUAAUAAGUGACAAUUGCAGGUGUAGCCACGUUCUAAAGAGGAGUUGAUAAACUUGGAGAGUGACUGCUUAGGUGAGUAUUACUUUCUUCGACUGGAAGGUCAGAGAAGUUCUCUCUGAGGAAGUGAAAUGUGAGUAGAGGAUGCUAGUCUGGUUUUUGAAUACUUGAAUUGUGAUGUUUUUCUUUUUUUGAGAGUAGGUUUCUGACUCUUUAGCAAUGUUGAACACAUUGAAGAGUGCAGGUGAAAGAGUGACUAGGUAGAUAGAUUUUUAAAGAGAACCUUACUCAUAUUCCACCCUUAGGACUUGAGACCGCAUACUUCAUCUUAAAACAACAAUAACAUUCACAGAGAAUUAAUACCACCUUUAUGAUGUUAUCUUUAUGUUCUCUGGGACAUUAAUAUUGGAAAACAGAAAAUUUCAAGUAGAUUUUCUGAAUAGUGAGAUGAUUCCUGAGAUCUAAAAAUGCCUAAUAUUUGGUAUUGAUAUAAGCUUUUGCUUGUCAAAUACAGGGCUUUUUCUUUUUAAUGGUUGUGUGACCUUUUUGCUCUCUCUUGAAUGUCAUAGUAAAAUAUUACUAGGAAAUCCUGGAGAGCAGAAUGAAGAGCUGAUAGAUGUCUAUAUCCUUAUAUAAAUACUUCUGUAUCUUUUCGUGUGUUACGCGGUAUUAUUAAGAGAUUUCCACAUAGCUAGGAUUUUAGUGAGCUCAUCACUUUCUGGGCAGGUUAGUGGAAUUUCCUCUUUGUGAUUCCAGCCAGUUGAUAAAUCAUAGCCACGAUUCUUUGUUGUGCCCAUUACUUAACCAAAGGUACAAAAAAAUGACUGCUCUACCCAGCAGGUCUUUUUACUAUUUUUAAACUUGCAGAUGUUUUAAGGUUAGGGAAGUGGCUCAGGAUUUGAGGGGCAGUUUGGUAUAGUGGGAAGAAUAUGCAUUCACAGGUGGGCGACCUGCAUAAGCCCUGCUCUCUUGCUGACUGGCUCUGUGACUUUGGCUUAGUUCCCCCUCCUCUCUGUUUCUUUAUCAAUUGCAAAAUGUGUUUGGAUUAGGUGGCCUUCAGGGACCCUUCCUGGUCUGUGCUCAGUUAUUCUGUUCAGUGGCUCAGAUGUGGAAGAUAAGUAGUUACAUAAUCUAAGUUCCCUGACAGUUAUUUUAAUAGCAGCAAAGACCAAUGCUGUGGUGGUUUUUUUAUGGAGAUGUUUGUAAAAACAGAACGUUUCAAAAAGUUGUAAUGAUAUACAUCUAUUAGACUCACUGGUGUUAGGUUACCCAUGAGAGCAUUUAAAUUGGGUAAAACUUUAUGUUCCAAGUUUAAGAAAGACAAUGAUGUUUUGAAAUUUAGCUAAAUAGACUGAAAUAACUAGCGUAAAGAGGGGAUGACCUCAUGAAAACAAUUUAGGACUGGAUAGCAUUAGGAGAAAUACCUAAUGUAGAUGACGGGUUGAUGGGUGCAGCAAACAACCGUGGCACUUGUAUACGUAUGUAUCAAACCUGCACGUUCUGCACGUGUACCCCAGAACUUAAAAGUAUAAUUAAAAAAUAAAAAAGAAAUUUAGGACUGGAAGGAGGCCUAGAGUCAUGGUACACGUUUAGCACUUGUGUUUUGUUCAUGAAGAAACUGAGGCUUCCGGAAGGAAAGAGACUUGUUCAGGUUCAUAGUUGAUCUGGGCUGAGCUGGGUGGCUGUACUCCCACUUCAUCCUUUCUCCACCUUGAGACAUUCCAGCAGUGCUGUCAGUUCCUCAAAGCAUCCUUUCUGGAUUCAAUUUGAAACAUGUGGCUCUCUUGUUGACUAAUGGCCCAUCGUGGUUUUUGGAAAAAUAUUGCUUACUCUCUUAGUUCCUCUCACUUCACAUUGAAUGGAUAAUGCAUUUUGCAAGACUUUUUUUUUUUUCUUUGAAUGCUUCACGAGAUGUAUUUUUAUUGGUUCUCUCAACCAAGGGUUCUUAACCUGGGGUCUACAGAUGGAAUUUGGAAAGUUCUUGAACUUGGUUGGGGGAAAAAUGUGUCUUUAUCUUCAUGAUAUUCAAACUGCAAUUUAACAUUUUCACUCAAUUAUCAGUGUAGGCAACAGAAAGACUUGCUUCUAGCUUUUGUUAUUUAAUGCAUUCAAACAGAAGCGCACAUACGUAUUGCAAUUUAAGACUGUUUUGUUAAUUAAGUAUAACUGAUUCCAGUUGUAAUCCUUUGUGUUUUAUAUGUUUAAAAACAUUGGUCCGAGAAGGGCUCAGUAGGCUUCCUCAGACUGCUAAAGGGAUUCUUGGCACAAAAAGAGAGUAAGAGCCUCUACAAAUGAAAAUUUAUAAAUAUGACUGAAAAAUGAAGUAUCUUAGUAGAAAUUGAUGAGGCUCUGCAAGAGGAAGUAGGUAGGUCCCUGCCUCAUUUCCUUUGGAUGAUGCAGUGUCCUGUUAGGUAAGACAAAGAGGACUACAGUAGCUUGUAGAGUUGAUGGUUUUGUUUUUUUUUCUUUAGCAGAUCCCAAUUUCUAUAUGCUUUUUGUUGUUGCUGUAACCUUGGCACUUUGCCUUGACUACUCCACCCUUUGGUGGCCAUAAGAAACCUUCAAAUACACCCUAACACUUUUCCUUUUCUCAUCCUCCACUCUAAUUUGGGCCCAAAGACAUCAGACACUGGUAUCUUUUGUAGACUAAAAGGCCUUUGAACUUUAAAAAAAAAAUUUAUAAAACAAAAUCUUUCCUGUCACUCAGCAUGUGGGGUGAUCUGUUUAUGUGGAUGGAGUGUGUAAUUCUGUAGGCUGUUAAGGGUGAUGGUGUUACCGGCUUUGGGUUGCUAUAUUUUCCUGUACUAACUUUAGCCUUGCUUGGAAUAUGUGGCUGUCUGUGUUGCUGUGUGGUUUCUAGUCUGGCUUUCUCAGAUUCGUUUCUCUUUUUAACACACCACGACUGAAACCUUCAUUAGGGCUUUUCAUUUCUGGUUGUAUUUCUUCCUGUGAUGAAUAUUUGGGGAUGCUGUAUAUAUAUAAAAGUAAAACAGGCUUGAUUCAGGUUUAGUAAUUUUACCAAACAUUUUGUCAAAAAGAUAAAAUACUUACGUACGAAAGACUAAAACAAAACAAAAUAGCCGUUGCUCUAUUUGAGGGAGACCAGUAUUGUCACAUUGGAGUACUGGUUUCGUAUCUGCUGUGCCGGGCUUGCGGUGUGGCCUUCCUGAAAGUACAUAUGUAGGGUUGUAAGUCGGCUUUUGAAUGGAGACAGCAGCAACUUGGUAGACCUCGUUGGUAUGGGAGGGAAUUAACUGUGAAAAGGAGUUUGAUAAUGUCUUUGGUUGAAUUAAAAGUUUCUCCUGGGGUGUGCAGAAAUCUGUUUUAUAAAAAGAAAAGUAAAGGUUAGAAUAAUUCAGUUUUUAGUUCUUACUGAGCUUAUUGUCACCUGUCACCUUCAUGUUCUGGAAAAUAAUAAGAGUCGAAAGUGCUUCCUUUUUUUUUUUUUUUUUUUUUUUUUUCCUUUUAGCUUUUUCUAAAUCAGCUGUUCUCAACCACUGUCUAAACUACCAAACUACCUCACAGGUGAUGAUCAGUCUUGAGGGUGUGUGGCCAGUAAUUUAUGACAAGUAAUAAAGUGUGGAUCUUUCAAAUGAUUCAGAGAUGUUCUGUUAAUAGUGCCAUUUUUCACCCUCUUGCAUUCUGAUAUGUUUUCUCAAGUGGGAGAGAAAGGGGUGGAGUUCUAUCAGGCGAGCCAGGAAUGUAUUCAUUCAGCAAAUAUUUAUUGGCUGUCUACUCUUCCAGGCAUGAGGAAUACAGCUAGGACAAGGCAGACACAUUCCUUGUCCUGGUGAACUGCUCUCUUGUUCUUAUCCCAGCCCCUUUGUGAAUAACCGUUACUGAUACACGGUUCAUUUAUUUAUUCCUCAAAUAUUUGAGCAUCUGCCACUCGUCAGAUGCUGUACAUUGCACUAAGGGAUGCACAGGUGAACAAGACACUUGUGCUCCCUACUGCUGCAGCAGCGCUGACAGCGCCUAGCUUGAAGAACAGAAGGCUGGGAUUGGGUUGGUGGAUGAGUUAGCAGGGUCCCUUAGCCUUGCUCCAGGAUGAGGAGGCGAUGACCAGGAGGGAGGUCAGAGGGAAUAAGUGCUUUCCGAAGAAGAGUCGGAGUAUUCUACAACUUAGAGAUGAGCGCAUGCAACUACUUUGAGGAACAGAGAAACACUUUCUUUGGCUAGAAAAGAAUGAUUGAAUGAAAUAAUGUGAGGGGUGAUAAUGGGGGGACGAUCACGAAGAGCUUAUAAGAUAUUGGAAGAGUUUUGGACUUUAGCCUAAGGUUACAAAAGACUGUUGUAGGGUUUUCCAGUGUGAGAUGGGAGUGAAGAAAGCUCUCUGCAAAGAAGGCACAGUGGAGUUAGAAGGAGAAACUGAGGCUGAAGCCCAAGAAGGCAAAGAGAGAAUGGAAUGUGAGCUAGAGGGCAGCCAUCUUGCUUCUAGUUCCUGGUCCCAGUAUCUCUUGAGACCUAUUUUUGUGUGAUUGACCAUUCCUUCAGUGACUCAAAAUAUUGACUGAGGACCAGCACUACUCCCAGCCCUGGGCCACACCAGCAAACAAGACAGACGGCUUCCCUUCCUGCCUGCUUGGAGUUUACCUUUUGUUGGGAGAGGUGAGCCAUCAAAUGAAUAGAUAAAAAAUGGAAUUUCAGAAACUGCUGGGACGAAACUAAAGCAGGAUAAGGAGGAAGAGAGCGACUGGGUGGGCAGGGGUGGGUGAGUCGGCAGGGUAAAAUGCUAGGAAUAAGGUAGCAAAGGACCCUUUUGGACAGGAUAAUCUGGAAAGCUUUUCUGGGAAAAUAAUCCUGUUUGCUUGGAGAGUCCCCGCUUCUUUCAAUUUUUAUUUACUUUUUUCCUGUUUAAGCCACCUUAAGUGGGUUCUACUUUUACAAUCAGAAGAUUCCAAGUAUUCUUUUGUUAAGGAGGCAAAGUAUAUAAGCAGUUUACUGAAGGGAAAAUAGAAGUGUAAACAAGUGUAAGGACAGAUAGUUAAGCAUCCCUGGACAAAAACACAGCUCUGCCCUGUGUGCUGCGUGGCAGGUGCCUAGAGGGGACAUUGCAUUUCCAUCAGAGCGUAUUGCCCCUUGAGAGUAGGAACCCUGACUUCCACCUCCCUUGGAGUGCUGGGCUUACCUUUCUGGUGCAUGUUAGGCACUCGCUUAGCCUCUUGGAGAAAUGGGUUUCUGUGACACACCCUAGUGUGCCACCGUAUAUGGAGAUGUGGCCAGGGCUCAUUGAAUGUUUCUUGACUUGGAAGGAGCACUCUGCUUCUGUAAUACAACUGCAGUUUUGUAAACAAUCCUACCAACCUUUAGGGUCCAAGUCAAAGUUUUUCUGAGAAACGAAACAUGUGCUUGACUGACAUCAGAUAUUCCAGUUUCAACUUUUGUUUGUUUUUCUUUUUGUCAGUCACCUAGCAGUCAUGUUGUCACCUGCAGAAAGUCCUGCCUUGAAGGGAAGCAGGCCAUCUGUUCUGAUUCCACCAGCUGCUCAGAGCUGCAUUGCAGUGCGCCACAGUGGCGUUGAAAGGCUGUGGUCAUUAAUGCCUGUUAAUGAUGCUGGAAAUACUGUGGCAUUCAAGCCUCUUGGAUGACAGACCUAAUACAUAUGCAUCAGGGGCAUUUUCAGCAGCAGGUUUAAGGCUACUGCGAGUCAUUCUCGAUUGAGGUUUUCUUUCCAGCCAUCCACAUAAUGCUUCUCACUCUCAAACACUUCACUCUGCUUAUCUACGCUUUUCUGCUCAUGCAGAGUCUGUUUUUAGGAUAAGAAAUCAUUAUUCAAGCUUUGUACUUCCAUUCUUAUUAGUACUGGCUUAACAGAAUUUAACCAAAGCGAGCAGUUGUUGUGUUUGGCUUCUAGGCUGUUCAUGUAAAACGGCUGAUCAUGAUUACCAAGUGCUUUGGAGGACCUCGGUGCCCACCCCCUUUCCCAUCUUGUGCUUCCUGCUCCAUGAUUAUAGAACACUAAUUAUAACCAGAGCUGGUGAUGGGUGAGCGAUUAGGCUUUUCUGGACUGAUUGAUUGGUGAUUGAUUGAUUGCGUUGGGGAAGGCCCUUCCUGCAGAAGGAUCAUAGAAACAAAGGAGUGUGCUUUCACACCCGAUCACAGAAAAUUAUGCUGACUAGAUCCUUGAUGUAGUAUGUAAGAUUACAUUAUGGUUCGGGUAAUUUCAUUACAUGCCCUGGAUAGAAUUCAGGAUGCAACCUGACAAGAUUGAUAGGAAAUAAAUUCAUUAAGUUUUUGUUGAGUUGUUUGUCUCCUCAGUUUAUCGAUCAUUCUAGUGAGCACAAUUUCAGCCUUUUGGAUGAGUUAUUCCAAACACUAAGUACUGUAUGGUUUGAAAAUCACAGCUAACAAAAGCAUUUUUGGAGUAACUUUAUCAUAUGUAAGUCAUCCGCAAGUCUUUUUGCAUUUGUUAAUCUCCGUAAUCAAUAUUAUCUCCUGAAAUUUGUUGAGAGCAUGGCAGUUGGAGAAUAACCUGGCUUGCUGAGAACCAUGCUUCUGGUAGACUGGAACAUAAGCAGCUUUCACCUAGGAGAGCUAAUGCAUGACACAGAUUUUCAAGCUUUUAAAGGUCACCUGACAUGAAAUAACAGAACUAACAGAGAUUCGAGUAGGUGUGGUAAUCUGUACUAGCAUCCUGCAGGUACAGGAUGGCGGAGGGACCAAAAGAAUGUUUUAACACUGAGUUUGGUGGUUAAAGGACAGGAUGAAGAGCUCAUUUAUAUUGGCUGUACCUGUCUGUGACUGCCGGCAGUGAGAAGGUAGUAAGUACGGUUCCUAAAAUACUUUACUUCUCCACACCGUGGAGAACGGUUCUGUAUUGGUGAGAAGCAAGCCAAGGCAGAAGAGUGCUCUUGUGUGGUGCAGUUUGGGGGUAGGCCAGCGUACUCUCUACAAAAGAGAGACAAAAUGUGACAGCAGCCACUGCUGCCAGCCACCUGCACAGUACUCAGGGUGGGGAGAGCUACGGCGCAUCAGCCACCGGUACUGCCUCCAGAUUGAACACGUUGCCAUAGAAAGGAAAUAAAAACAUUCUUCUGGUGGCUAAAGUGAAUGUAACUUCUGAAAUUUCCCUAAAUUGUGUUUGGGGAAGUUUAGCAUUUUUCAAUUCUGAUGAGAGGGACUGAAAAAUGUAAAAGCAAAACUUUUGGAUUCAAAAUUGAUCAACUGAGUGUAAAAGAAGUUCAAAUGAUUGAACUUCCAAAUGAUGUUCAGUCUGUAGCUUUUAUAAUUUUGUAGUUUUUAAAGCUUAAAAUUACACUAAGAACUUUGAGGUACAUGUGUAUAUGUAUAUAUUUUAUUGCUUGUGUGUUCUGCAUGGUUAUAUUUAAUUAAAAAUGGGAUUCAUUGAUCCUGCCUAUGUACCCCUGAACUUUAAGUUGAAGGAAAAAAAAUGGGAUUUCCUGUACAUAUGAGGAAUUAAGCACUAUUUGAACGUACAAACACUGACCACUCAGUUUGUGUUAGGUGAUGCUGUUGUUGUUGCUGCUAGAUGAGGCUGAUUUCAUUUCAGAGGACUAGGGGUGGUGGAGCCUACACAAGGAAAUGCUCCCACCGCCCCAUCGCCAGGGAUACGCAGUCUAAGGGCAAGACAGACAACUUAGCAACAAAUCAUUAAUUAGCGUCUAGAGGGGCAGUGGGUGAGAGCUCUGGGCAUAAUAUGUGCCAGGUUCCGCUAUUCUUCCUAAGAGCUCAAUUUUAUUAUUUGGGCAGUGAAGCUGCAGCUUAGUGACUUGUUCAUGCUCACUCCCCUAGUUAGUGGGAAUCUGAUUAGAAGGUAGGUCCUUAUGGCUCUCAUGCUCGAUUCUUUCCACCAGGGUGAAGGUGAGAGGCAUGUGUCUUGCUGGGAGAUUGGGAAGGAUUUCCUGGGGCAGGUGGCCUUUAGCAGAGCCUGGAGGGGUGACCUGGGUUUUUAUAGAGCAGUGAUGAUUUUGGAACCUUGGCGGGGGUUUGGCUGGAGGUUGAAGUACUUGGAGGGAGGGAGGUGAAGUUGGAAAGUCAGGUUGGGGUAUUGAAAUACUUGGGCUAGGGUUAUACUAGGUAAAGUUGGAGUGGUCCCUGCCUUCAUGGAGCAUACAGUCCACCAGGAAGGAAGCACUUUAAGCAAAGCUGGCAAGGUGCUGUCAAUAAGUACAGGGUUUCAUGUGCAGUAGGGGACAAAAUUUGUUUUUGGGGGAGGGCAGGUUUUUGUGGGGAGGGAGGGAUUCCAUGUCAGCAGAGAUGGGAAGGGAGAGUUAGCCAAGGUCUAGCAAGGGCAGAGCAGAGUGCCUUAAGGCAAUAUAGAGAGAUUGAGGGGCUGAGAGGCUGAGAAAUAUCUAGUGCCCCUGGAAUCAAAGGGGUGAAAGGGCCAGUGUGAUGAGAGAGACUUGAAAGGAAAGACCUGGGCCCAAUGAAGACUGAGGUCUCUGGGAGGGGAAAGCGCUGCUCACAUUUCCAGGCGUUAUUCCAGACUGUUACUCCUUCUGAGUUAGGUUAGUGAGCUAGUCCUUAGGACCCAGUCUUGCUUGAAAUCUCCAGAUAGGCUUGUUUCUCUUUUGCAGUUCAUUUCCCUCCUAGUUUGUCUCACUUCCCCUGCCAAAGAACAGUUGCUCACAUUGGGUGUAGCCUCCUCCUAUGUGAUGGCGACAGUGAGGUGGAGUAACACGAUCCAUCGAGUCAUUUGGACACUCAGUGGUUUGCUUUUGAAACUUGUGCUGGAACCAGUGAAUGUGUUUGGGUUAAACCCCACUGGCAGAGCAGUUAGUGAUCCAAGACCUCUUUCCUGUUCAGACAACUGUUUUCCGGAGCCUUGCUUUCCCUGGAGGCCCAAGGGAUGGGGUCCUGAGUGUGUUGUCCGCCACAGCCCCAUGCUCUUUCCCUGCAUCUGAGCAUACGGAGUGUACCCGCCAGCUAGGGGAUCGCCCUCCGAAGGCAGAAUGGGCUGCUCUUCCUCCCUGUUGUUUCAAGCAGGGAUGGGCUUGUCCCUCUGCGUCAGGGUCUCGGCUGUCUUUUGCUGAGUUGUGGCAGCAGUCGCGUGGGGCAGGUGGGACUGGCAUUUCGCCCCCAGACCAGCCCCUCUGAAAUUGAUCCCAUUUCUGGAGAAGAGAGCAGAGCAUAUUUCUGGCCUUGUGUUUGCUGCCGGUGGGGGUCUUGGAAUCACUCAGGGGCUGCCCUGCUUGACCUGGUUGUGUUCCCAUCUCGACCUUUGCCAUUUCUCAGGGUGCACCACUCCCUUUUGAAUUGACCUGGAGGUUCCUGGCCAGAACCUGCAGUUAAAAAUUAUUCUUAAAGAGGAAGUAUCGAGAUCUGAGGUUUUUUUUUUCUUUUCCUGCGGAGAUGAGGAAAUUCUGGCUAGACUCUUGCUGCUUAGUGGCCUGGUUCUUCCGGCUCCCUGGGGGAGGUCACCAGAGGGCUGGCUCCUGAGCCCUGAUGAUAUCUGCCCUUUAUUGAGUGCUGAUUCUUAGCCGGGUCCUUUGUAAAGUGCUGCUCGUGUGUGGCCUCUUUAAAUGUUUACCAAGGGAGGUAGGUGCCCUCACUCAUCAUUUUAUAGAUGAAACUGAGUCAUGAUGCUUGAGAAGCCUGUGCAGGGCCACAUGUGACGGAGUGCUGAUUCGAACCUAGGCCCUUCUGACCAGAAGUUGUUCAGUCCUGCCUUUACUGUGUGUGUUCCAAAGCAGUUUUGUAUGUUUUUAUUUUAUUUUUAAACCGAAUGCUUGCCAUACUGGUUAUUCUCAUUAAACGUAGUGACAUUAAACUUCACUCAUUCAAAGAAGUUGCCAGUAAGGUUAAAUGCUUUUAUCUUAACGUUUCCAACUUACAUUUAGUUUUCUUGGGAAGUUGUCCACAUACCUGCUUCACCCACCUAAGUAUUGUGCUCCUAGUAUGUUUUCAGAAAAUUAAAUGUAUGUUUAUGAGGAAAUAAAAAUGAAUCCUCAUAUCUGCUCUAUUUUCCUGAAUAUAUUAUAAUAUAUAUAACUAUAUUUCAUAUGGAAUUGAUGCUUCAAUAUGAAUUGGAUAUUGGGUAAAGGCAGGAAAACCUGCCUUUAUCAUCCACAAUAAUUCAAAGUUCAUUUCUCUAGUUUUUAAGACGAUCCAUUUGCUUUCUCCUUCCAGAAAAGCUCUCUAACCUUAUUAGCUGUGGCAUGUACCCUUGAAAUCUUUUUGCUUUUGUUGCUGUUGUUGGUCAUUUAGACUAGCAUUUGUAUUUUGUUUAUAGUUUGAAAAGGGGCUUCAAGUACUUUUCCUCUCUAAUAAAGGUCUGUCUUUGCCUGGGACUAACGUCACUGUUAUGCUGAUUUUUCCUUUCUUGUCUUUUGAUCUUCCUGUUAGGAUUGACUGAGGGAAAAAACCAUAUAGCUCCUAUCUCCUCACUAACAGUAGUUGCUAUAACUUGUUCCAGCACUGGCACUUGGUUUAGCUAAUCCAAAAAGCAUAGUCCAACAGCAGUCCAGGAAAAGUGCCUUUUAUUUACUUAUUAUGAGUGUUAACUUAGACCAGAUACCAGCUCUAAGGCUUUGAUGAAACUCAGUUGACUUCGAUCCUUCUGAGAGCCGGCAUGGCUUUACACGGUAUAGUUUCAACCUUCCUGUGAGAGCAGUUAAGCCUUUUUGGUUACAUAGGUGCUGAGGCACAUGUGACCCAGAGUUUCUGAAAAACGUUCUGAGCAAGCAGGCAUCUUAAGAUAUCAAUUGGUAAAAUACCAAAGGACAAAUACAUCAUCUUGAUAAGCAGUAUUAGAUGCUAUAUUGGAAAAACCAGAGACCUGGAAGCUCUGCAGGGCAGUAAUUCAAUCAUCAGGUUCUGUUAAUGUAAUAAGCGACACAAGGGUGAAACCUGAGUAGUUUACAUGCACCAGAAUGCCCUUCAGUUGAAUUAUUGUCUUAUCAUGGUAGUCUGCCUGUACACUACUGUUUUGAAUAUUAAAAGGCAACACAGCUCACUUCUUCCCCAGAUGGAAAAGGCGCAAAUCUUCAGCACCUUAGUAAUUUGUUUCCUCUUCUUUCCACUCCUUACCUCCCUUAGUCAAAGCUUAUAUUUGGGGCUUAUUACUUGGAAAUCUUGUCCAGGUUAAUAAAGCAUACAGACUUGGCGUUGUUAAAAAAUAAAACUGUCACUCCACUGCACUCCAUCCUGGGCGACAGAGUGAGACCCUGUCUCAAAUUAAUAAAUAAAUAAACAAAUAAGUAAGUAAGUAAGUAAGCAAACUCUUUAAUUGUCCGAGUUCAGGAGAGAGUUGCUUCUAUCUUUGCAGGUAGUGAGGAGGUCUGAGCAGAGGCAUUACCCCUCACUGAAUUUUCCUUGCUCCUGUGCAGUUUACUAAUGAUAAAUUAGUAAAUUGAACUUGGCGUCUCUUGCCCAGUGUGAGAGGCUUAUAAAGGGGCCCAGGCUCCUUCCACAUAUCAUGUGCCCCUUUACAGCAGGCCUGGAGGAGGUGAUGCCAUCCCCAUUGAACAAAUGAGGAAAUGCCGCUGGUGCCCAGACACUGAAUGACUUGUAUAACUCUGCACAGUUAGUAAAGGAUUUUGAAGUUCAGGAAUUUGAAUCCAGAUGUCAGAUUCUAAAGACAGGGACUCCAGUCUUGCGAAGUCCUGAUGAAGCUUAUGCUUUUAUCAGGACUUUGCAAGACUGGAAUCCCUGCUCUAAGGCGGUAUCAUCGUCCAUAAUAACUUUUGAUAGAGAUCAGGAGGAUAUGACAUAAUGUUUUACAUUAAGGUCCGAAGUUUUGAUGAUGACAGUGGAAAUGCUGGAGACUGCUCCGUGAGACUCCUGUCGUGGCGUGGACAGCUGCGUAGGCGGACAGCCCUGCUGGAGCCACCCACGCCUGCCGCUUGAUAGCUUGGCGGCCUGCUUAUGUUCGUAUUCUGUUCAUCUCCUCCAGGCCCAUGGAAAGGGUCAGAGAGUGCCUGCCUCUGCUUUUCCUGUUACCUCCAUUAUCAAAUCCAGACAAUAGAGCUCAGCUCCCUCAGGAGAAGGGCUUUCUGUCGCCCUUUCAGCUCAGUUUAAGUGAAUGUUUCUCUGAUCUAAUUGGGUCUUUUUAUCUACUUGAACACUCACCAUGUUGGUUACCAUAAAUCACACCCUUUUCAGUUUUGCAUGUGAAAUUGUUUCACCCCAGUUUCCCCUAGUUUAAGCCAGUUUUAAGUUAUGUGUCAUUGAUUCUUACAACUUUUAGAUGUGAACAGCAAUCAUUAACGCAAAUCAUUUAGCUUUCUUCAGUAAAAAAUUUGUAAAUAGGAUUUUUUUCUUAAGGCAGGCCAUUUAUAUUGAGGUAAUAUGGUACUAAUUUAAAAGGCCAUAUAUUAAAUGGAUACAUAAAGUGUAUUAAUGAAACUUUUGGAAGAAGAAAAAUUUUUCCAAAUUUUGGAAAAAUCUUCAUUUUUCUUUAAUCCGUGAUGCUAAUACUAUUUUCAUUUUUUUGCACAUUCACUUCUAGUUAUUAUUUUGUGCAUUCACUUCUAGUUAUAUGUCCAUAUACAUAUUUUCAUACACCUCACUUUAUACGUAGCAUGUGUGAUUCUUUUUAAAGUGUUAGCUGACUUUCAUUUUUAGAGAAUUUGAUUAAUGCUAAAAAUCAUUUAAAAUAAGCCAAAUAUAUUUCUUCUUGAUCAGAGUGAGGUUUAUGUUAAUAGGUGAACACAAGUCUGCUUUUUUGGGCAGGUUGAGGGGCAGCAUCAGGAAUUGCCAUGGGAUUUCGAAAGUCUCUGUAUGUUUUAACGGGUUAUAUGGGAGGAGGAGAAACAGGCUUCUGUCCUCUGAAAUCUUUAGAAUAUCUCGGAAAGACCCAGCAUGUAUGCCAAGGGCAUGGCUUAUGAAAAUAAGUCUAUUAGGUACUUAGAGGAAAGGACAUUACAUUUUACACACGUCCUUCCCAGGUGAGCUCAGGAUCCCAUUUUCUGCCCUUGAGGCCUUUCCCCCACCCUUGUUACAUAUUUAUGUAACUUUCUUCUUUUUCUUCAUUUUCUGUGCUUUGGCACAUGCAACUUCCUCUGCCCGCUACACAACCUGCUCAACUGUUAGGAUUUAGCGCAGGUGUCACUUCCAGCAUGAUGACCUUCUUGACUCCUCCCCCUUUUCCAUCCAGUCAGGAGCAAGGAUUUCUAGUGAGCCCUCUGUGCCUUGUAAAUGUCCCCUCCUUCAAGGGCCACGUCAGGGCAGGGCCUGGGCUCAUUCAGCUGUCACCUGUCCCAGUACCUGGUGUAGUACAUAGUACUAGGUAGAGGGUCAGAAUGGAUCGGAAAUAUCAACAUUCUCAUAAGGGUGUCUUCUUCCUCCUUUUUUCUGUACCCUCCUGUAGUUUUAAAGAAUGUGUUAUUUACUCUAAAAUGGGUGCUUAUUUUAGUUAUAGUUCUUUAAUUAGCUUCCUAAAAGUAUUCUCCUGUUUGUGUCUUCCAAGGUAAGAUAGACUGUAAAAUUCUUCAGCACAUAUAGUAAGUACUCAUUGACAAUUGACAGUCUUGUCCUAAAGUGAGAUGGUGAUAAAUUUUAAAUUUUCCUUCUAAACUUAAGGAGAAGGGGUUACAGUCCUAAGUACAGAGAUGUGGCCUUAAGCUGACAGUAAUUUCAGGUUUUUGCUUUUAAAUAAUCUUCCUUACUAUGUAGUAUUAAAGUCUUCCCAGAAAAAUCAACAAACUGAAACAUAUUUUGACAAUGGUACAGCUUUAUUUUUGCUCGAAAUUAGUUGCUCUGGUUUCUUAUCUUUUCAUUCUGAAGUCACAGAUAAAUAUUCUAUUAUUUUUUCCUGAUAGUUAUCACAUCUGGCUUUUGCAUUUGUAUGCUUGUAUGUGUGUUUUUACUCUGCAUUUUCUACCUUUCAAGUCCUUUCCCUUGAUUCUUAGAGAACUUCGUGCUUAUGAUCUGUAUGUGACAUCUGCUGUUCAGCCAAUUUUGAGGCAUUAUAUUUUCAUGUCCCUACGAAAAUACUUGCUAUUCGUUGACUUUUUUCCUCCACCCUGCUCCUGUGUCCAGUGCAGCUUGUUGUAUUUGAAGCAAGACAGCUGGAGUGAUACCGCGAAAGCCAACUUCAGUUUAUUUUUUUCUUCCUUUUUGUUUUUCUUUUAAAAAAAAUCAUUUUGAAGAACCAAUAAUCUUGUCAUUAAACUAUUUCUUUUUGCUGGAGAGAGUUGAGUACAGCAGGAAAAUAUAAGCAUCUUUCUUCUCUGUUUUUCUUUUAUUACACCAUCCCCAAAUCCAGUUUCCCACACUGCCUUCAGUUCAUAGAAUUCUCAAAUGAAUAUUCAUCUCCUUUCUCCAUUCCUAAUCUAGUUUUUGUAGGGACCAUAAUGAAUAAUGAAAUUUCUAAAAUUCAACUUACUGAUAGGAUUUCUAACAAAUAAAAAGGGAAAUAUUUUUUAAAAUUACGUGUCCAGCGGAGAGCAGUGUGGUGGCAUAAAUUAUUUCGAAUUAAAGUUCUUGGUCUUAGCGGUGGUGUCUCUGCAACCCCAGAGCUGUAGUGUAAGUGUGAAAGAUACACAGACUGGUUCCGUGAGCAUGUGUGCUGCCGCGUGUGGGGCCAGCAAGUAGAAGGGAGAGGUCUGCUGCUCAGUGUGUGCGCACAAAGCUUGGGAGUAAGCCGCAGUCCAAAUGAUUUGUGAAUUGUGGCUCUGUGAAGUGGCUUAAUGAAUUUGUUCAUUUAGUUUUGAUUGGAUUAUAAUAAGAGACUGUCUUGUGGUGAGUAUCUGGCCGAUUAUUUUUUGCCUUGUAGAUUUUCUUUCUGGUAUGUAACGGGUGCAUGCUCUCAAUAAAAAAUAAUCCAGAAAUUGCAGGUAUUUUCUCUGAGAAAUAAUCUUCAAGGAUGGUAGCUCAGAGAUUUUGAGGGCAUGUUGGUGGUUGAUGAAUCAGUUUAUUAUUGAAGCUCUCUCUAAAGUGAGAUUUCUCCAAGAGCUGACAUCUUUUGGCUUUCUGUUAUAAAAGUAUCAGCUACACAUGGUGACUAUUAUUAAAUGGAAAACAGCCUUUAUUUUUCUGAUAGACUAUAUUUCAAAAUCUGGAGCUGUUGUUUCUUCUGAACAAAAGUAACUGGGAGAAAAAAAAGACCAAGACUAACAGUAUAAUAUGCUGUAUAUUUUGCUUGCUAAGAAAACUUAACAGAGUGGUUAACAACUUUGGCUUUAUGUAGUAAAGACCUCUGUUAACUGGAAUGCUUCAGAAGUGGCAUGCUUAUGGAUUGUGGAAGUUUUAGGUUAACUGAUGAUUAAGCAGAAAUCUUUGUAGAGGAUUUUUUUUUUUUAAUUACAGUUUGUGAUUCUGCUUUUUCUGACACAACAUAUGUAGUCUGCUUGCAUCUUUCUUUGAUGGAUGAGGCUUAACUCAUUGAUCUUUCUGAACAUUAGUGAUCAUUGGAUAACACUGUAAAUUUAAAAGACAUAGAAAACUGGGACCCAAGAGAAUUCUCUGAAAAUCCCAUUUAUACAUUUUAUUCUUAUAGAUAAAGUUAAAACAUAAAAACCAAAUGUUAAAGGAUGUUUCGCUCUCUAAAAGGACAGAUUGUAAGGAAGGCAUUCUGUCAUCCAGCUUUCCACCAGUUCACUUAGACUCUGCAUCUGUGAGUUUUUGAGUAUUUUCAAGGGGGUGUGGUUGAGUGUUGAGGUCCACAGUAGCUCUGGUCAUACCCGGAGGUUCUGGAUUUAGAUAACAUGGCAACAAAAUAAAUAUGUUUACUUGGUGCAUCUCCAGUGCCUGUAAUUUAGAAGUAUCACUGCUAACUGUCAGAUUAUAUUUUUAACCUUUUAAACUAGCACUUUCUUGUAAUGCAUUGGACUGUUGUAAAUGAGAUUAAAUCAGGGUUUCAAUUGAGGAGAAUUUGGACCAGAAAGCAAAGCCGGAGAUGUCGUAUGUGAUAUAUCAUUCUCCAGAGCUGUUUAGUUAGAGGGAUGCCUUUUGUUUAAAUAAGAAUAAAAAUAAUAAUUGGCUACUUCAGCCCACUGACCUUAGAAAUUGUUACAUCCUCUGAUGUAAUUUAUUAGUGUAACUUAUUGAGUGCCAAGUGUUUUAAUUGAUGCAUAAAGCACAGAAUUUAUAUGGGACUCCUGCCAAGGGUCUCCCUCUAAAGUUGAAUGUAUCUUUCUUUUCCUCUUUCUCCUUCCCUUCCACCAUCCCUCCUCUUUCUCUCCCUUCUCUUCUUCUUCUUGUAGUUGUGCACUCUGAGAUCAUUGCUUUCCAGGUAGACCUUGGCAGUUUGUCUUUGGCAGCUGCUUCUAGGAGUCAUGUGGAAAAAACCCACCAAUAUAGAAUUAGUCCGUUUCUCAGCUUUUUGAAAAACUACUUCACACUUCCUUGUCUUCUAGUUAGAGGUGACGCUGUUAUGCCUGGCUAGUGUCUAGUCUUACAUUGACUGGACAGGUUUGCUUGGGUGUUACCUAAACAAAAUGAAUUUUCACCCACCCAGUAGAAAUCUGUACUGCAGAAGAGGUAACAAUGUCAAGUUUACAGCUAGGGGUUAAAGAUGGGAUUUGUAACCUCUUUCAGAAAGUUUUAUGUCUCAUCAUUAACACAAGCCCAUUGUAACCUUUUUUUCUACUUAGAAAGGCUGUUAAGUGUGCAUAGUAAGAUGAAUUUUUUGCUUGAAAUUUGAGAAAUGUCUUCCUCAGUCAUUGAAAUGAGUAACAGAAAAAAAUGAGCUUUUUGGACCACAUAACAUGCCAUUGCUCUGCCUCUGGAUUAAAGAGGAGGAAAAGAAUGAAACCCUGUGCUACCUAGAGCUUAGUGGUUCAUAGGAUCCUGUCCCAUUGCCUGAACAGCAGACAUUUUUCCAGGUUCCCUUGAGCCUACUUUGACCCUGGUUCCUUAUCACCUCCAGAAUAUUGCUGAUUUGAAUGUCUUAAGUUUGAUUCUUCUGCUGAAAAUCAGGCUAAUGCAUAUAGAAAGGAGCAGUGGAGAGGAGUACAUGGUUUCCCCUUCUAGGGUAUUGAGCAACAGAGUUAUGAAAAAGACCACUCCCAUUUGUGCGUGGAGCUCUGAUUUGACCAUCAGUUCUUUAAAAAGCAAGAUUGAAUGUGUGAUCACAUUUGAGGCUGAUGGAUUUAAGAUUUUAAAUUAAACUGUUCUGAGUUUAUUUAAAUUGCUGAUGUUCGUUAGGGAGAUGAAAACAGAUUGAUUGUUGCAGAGAAUUCAGAAACCUUUAAAAGUAGUGCUUGGAUCAUUCUCGUAGAACUAUUAGUUGAUGUUAGAUAGUUCAGUUUGAGGUUGGGAUGAGCUCUCCUGCUCUGAGCUGCGGUUCCUUGCCUGACAUCUCUUCUGUACCUGUGAAGUUAUGGGAGGCACUGAGGUGCAUGUUUCCCUUGGGCAGCCUUGUGGCUGCUGCCUUUGCUGCCUGUGUAUCCGUGGCGGAGGCUGCUUUGUGUGCUGAGAUGCUCCGUGAUGUGGGUCAGCCAGGCCGCGUGCCUUGCCUCUCCCCAGCCUGCUCUCGCUGCACCAGCUUGCCACUGACGCCUAUGUCUGUCAGGUGUUCACCCGAGCAUUAGAGGGCUCAGAAAUUUGCUUUCUUCAAGAACUGGCUGUUUUUGUUUCGUCAUUUUCCAUGAGGAGGUAAAAGUAACUUCAGGAGUAUUCUUUACAAAUUGUACAUGUAUUUGGCAAAAAGUGCUGCAUCUCAAAACAGAUGGUGCAUUUCUACAUAGAUUUUGACACAAAGCACCAUACAGAUGGAGUUGGAGUCCGACCAUGGAAUUCAAAAAGGCAUUUUUCAGGAUUUGAGUAUUUUCUCUCUUGGGGGUCCCCUGCAACUUUAUAAUCAAAGUACAGGUGAUUCUGUGGUUCUUCUUUUUAUUCAAACACUGAAAUGUAUUCAUGAAUUAUGUUCCACAAUAUCUACCUUUAUUAGACUAUGAAAUGACAGCUGCUUAACAGCAUAUGAUAGUUGUUACUUUAGUAACUUCGUAAAACGUCCUGUUUAGUACACUUAAGAAGAAGUCAGAUCUACUAUUAGUGAUGUGUGAAUAAUAAUGGAAUAUUAAAAUUUUAAAGGUUUGAUCCACCAAGCCUGUCUUAGCAUUUAUUCCGUUUCAGACUAUCACUGACUUACGGCAUAACUAAAAUAUAUAGAGGGGCACAUCAGUUUCGCAUACUGUCAGUCUGGUAAUGUCUGUCAUUCAUUCAUUCAUCUUGUGUGCAGUCUUAAUAGUGUGAUUACGGAGACGCUCAGUUCAUGUCGAAACAGUGAUUUUUCCUGUGGUGUUGGUUUGUUUGUUUUCUCAGGUGCUUUUCACAGCCUGAGUUUUACUUCUUUCUUGCUGACAAAGUUGAUGAACAUGUGGGGAGGCAAUGGGAGGUUUACAUGUGAUUCAAGCUGGUCCAGCCUGACAGGGGACUAUAGGGGUUUUCAGAAUUGCAGGGACAGCUGGGUAGAGGGUGUCACUGGGUAAGCCACAGAAUCCUUAAUUAUCUAACAAUGCGGCUUGCUUCUCCCACACCCUAAAUGAUGGGGCAUUACAUACCCAAUCACUUUCCUGGUUUGGUGCUGGCAGGGGGUGGAGAUAGAAGGGGAGGAAGGAAAGGAAGACAGAUGGGCCAAGGAAGGUGGUGGAGUAGGGAGAGGAUGGGGGAGGAGAGAGACCUUGUGGGUCGCUGAAUACAGUAGGAUUGAAAAACAGUAGGUUUUCUUUGUGCUUGGGAAUUUCAUGAUUUAGUUGCCUUAGGCUAGUUAUGAAACUAUGAAAAUUGAUUGGUUUUUCUGUAUUUGCUUUGCAGUUGCUUAUUUUCUAAGGAAAGUAUCCUGUAGUUUCUUCGUUGGGCUAUUAUAGUUGGUUACUUAUUGACUGACUUCCCCCUACUCCCCAUUUGUUGCUCCUUUAUUGUUGUUAACUUUCUGUUUCAUUCCUCUUCUUCUUUGGGUACAUUUUAAAAUUUGGUUCAUUAAAAAAAAAGUUUUAGAUUUACUUUUGUCAAGUACCUGAAGGACUUGUUUAAAAUUUUUACUGCCUUUUAUGUUUCAGCUUAUUUCCUCACCACACACACCUUCUGUUUUUCUAUGUUGCAAACUUAAUUUUUUUAAAGGUAAUUUUCUAAAAAUAUGAUUCUCCUAUCUAGUGAGAUUCUACUAGCACAGAGGAAAGAAAAACCGGGCCCGAAGUCCUCACAAUAAUCAUGCCACACAUCACUCCCAAUUCAAAAGUCUUUCCAGUGGGUAAAAUUCAGCUCCUUUCUUUGGAAGGAAUGGUGCAAACCAGCUUCUUUACUAAAAAAUAAGGAGAGAUUUUAAUAUUUGAGGUUUGUCGUUUGUAGAGCAGUUCAUUGCUGUUAAAACUGGCUUUCAUCAGAAAUGAUGAUUAAUUAAUUCUGAAAAUGGACCUUUCUUCCUUCCCCUUCUCUUUUUCCUCCCUAGUUGACAUCUUAGCACAUGUCUGAACAAAAUGGAAAUGCAGCUCUGUUGAUUAUAGCUAAAUCAUGCAUCAUGAUGCAAACAUGUAUAAUUUAGACCUGGGUGCUUCAGUUGAGUGCUCGUAUGUCUGAAAGGUACAAUGGUGCUUUACCCAAUGGCGAUAGAGGACGGAGGAAAAGUAGAUUUGCCCUCUACAAGCGGCCCAAGGCGAAUGGCGUCAAACCCAGCACGGUCCAUGUGAUUUCCACGCCCCAGGCGUCCAAGGCUAUCAGCUGCAAAGGUCAACACAGCAUAUCCUAUACUUUGUCAAGGAAUCAGACUGUGGUGGUGGAGUACACACACGAUAAAGAUACGGAUAUGUUUCAGGUGGGCAGAUCAACAGAAAGCCCUAUCGACUUCGUUGUCACAGAUACGAUUUCUGGCAGCCAGAACACGGACGAAGCCCAGAUCACACAGAGCACCAUAUCCAGGUUCGCCUGCAGGAUCGUGUGUGACAGGAAUGAGCCUUACACAGCACGGAUAUUCGCCGCUGGAUUUGACUCUUCCAAAAAUAUAUUCCUUGGAGAAAAGGCAGCAAAGUGGAAAAACCCUGACGGCCACAUGGAUGGGCUCACUACGAAUGGCGUCCUGGUGAUGCAUCCACGAGGGGGCUUCACCGAGGAGUCCCAGCCCGGGGUCUGGCGUGAGAUCUCCGUCUGCGGAGAUGUGUACACCUUGCGAGAAACCAGGUCGGCCCAGCAACGAGGAAAGCUGGUGGAAAGUGAGACCAACGUCCUGCAGGACGGCUCCCUCAUUGACCUGUGUGGGGCCACUCUCCUCUGGAGAACAGCAGAUGGCCUUUUUCAUACUCCAACUCAGAAGCACAUAGAAGCCCUCCGGCAGGAGAUUAAUGCCGCCCGGCCGCAGUGCCCCGUGGGGCUCAACACCCUGGCCUUCCCCAGCAUCAACAGGAAAGAGGUGGUAGAGGAGAAGCAGCCCUGGGCUUAUCUCAGCUGUGGCCACGUGCACGGGUACCACAACUGGGGCCAUCGGAGCGACACGGAGGCCAACGAGAGGGAGUGUCCCAUGUGCAGAACUGUGGGCCCCUACGUGCCUCUCUGGCUUGGCUGUGAGGCGGGAUUUUACGUAGACGCAGGACCGCCAACUCAUGCUUUCACUCCCUGCGGACACGUGUGCUCGGAAAAGUCUGCAAAAUACUGGUCUCAGAUCCCGUUGCCUCAUGGAACUCAUGCAUUUCACGCUGCUUGCCCUUUCUGUGCUACGCAGCUGGUUGGGGAGCAAAACUGCAUCAAAUUAAUUUUCCAAGGUCCAGUUGACUGACACCCUUGACAGCCAUCUAUGACUUUAUUAACAGGUUACUGUGAAGAUUUUGCCACUAACUCUAGAUUUUGCCUUUUUGUAAUGCUGUUUAUUAGGGGAGGGUGACUAGGGCUGGGAAUAGAGAGAGGGGACACAUGAUGAAACAUGGCAGGAGUGUAACAGAUACCAGUGGUGUUUUGCAUGCUCAGAACAGCAGCAUUGUCAUUGAAGUCUGCUUGAUUAAACCAUCAUAAUAUCUGUAAUAAUUGGAUUUAAAAUGCCAUGCUUUUAUUUUUAACCUUGGGUUUUUAACCAAGUUUGUUUUUUGUAAUCUUGGACAAGACUUUAAAUCAUAUUUUAUAGAUGUAGAAGAAAUUAAUUCAAAAGUGAUGGGCUCAUGAAGUUCAGCCUUCAGUGCAGUGUGGUGUAGGUGUUACCCGAAGGGCACACAGUGUCUAGAAAUACUUGAUCAUGGCUCAGACCUGACCAGACACCAGAGGGGCAGCUCUGUACAGUGUGACUGGUGGACAGAAGGCCGUAGGCACAGGUGGUUUUGAAAUCUGGGGCUUCUUCCAGAUUUAUUUUUCUGACUUGUUGGUGGAAAGAAUACUCAUAUCUUGUGGGCUUUUUUUUUUUUUUAAACUUCAGUCGAAUUUACUUUAGAUACUCAUUCAUCAAAUACAUGGCACUUCUCAAAGAAUUUUCCAUAACUUUUUAGCCUUCUUUUUGUUACUUCUGCCUAAUAUGAUUUGCCCCUGAUACUCAUCUUGCACGGCCAGACUGUUUGGUUGAUUAAAAUAUAUCAGCUCUUAAAAACUCAUUAACUGAGAGUAAUUACAGUAGUCGACAUGGUCUGGGUAUUACACGACCACGUUUAUUUGCUGACUGAAUUGUUGAAGAUUUAAGAAUGAUUAAAAAUAAGCUUUGACAUUUUAAAAUCACUUGGGGUUUUACAGGCUUGGGGUUUUUCUUUUUUGUUGUUAAGAAAGCCAAAUUCUGUGAGCCUAAAAGCAACCAGUCACAGUGAUACAGUCAUUUUUGUGCACUCCCUUUUCACCAUCUGUCACCUUCCCUUGCAGCUUAAGGAGCCGUGUAAGUUUUGAAAAUGUUUGCAAAUCAAACUCAAUUUAAAUGGGAUCAUUAGAUGUACACGACACCAAGUGGUCCAUCUGCAGAGAUAAUUCAAAAUUCCCAAUUUUGAGAGAGCAAAUGAUCCCAUUUAAAUCGCUGAGGAAUAAUUAAAUCAGAAUUUCAUAUGAGCUCCACCAUUUCUCUGUUACUUUAAUUUUAUUUGGAUUAAUAAUUCUUGGAUGCUUGGCACCAGUCAUAUCGCUGCUCCCAGAAUGUAAAGAUCCUUUAGGACGUGAGACUGGUUGGAGCUGGCUGAGAUAAAAUAAAACCCUGCCACAUGGAGUAAGUAUUUAUUUAAACUAAUGUUCUCUUAAUUUGACCAUUGCAGAUUUGGGUGAUUUUUUUUAACCUUUGUAAAUAUACGUAAUUUAUAUGAUUCUAAUGUACUAUAUCCAUACUUGAAUUGGUUUUUUCAUACUUUGCCUGCUGGCAAAUAUUUUGCCUAUUUUCAGUUGUUCUAACCUAUUUGAAUACCCUCUGAAAAUGAUACGAUAUAUUACUCUUGAUUGCUGCUGCUUACUUUGAUGUAAUAUUUUUAAAGUUCAGCCUCUCAGUUUUAAAAUAGCUUUAUUUUUCAAGGGACAUCAUUGUGUAGGAUGAGGCAUUUUUGGUUUUGGUUUUGUUUGGGUAAAUUUUAAAUGAUGUGAAAAUCUGACAACAGUCCCCUUAUGGAUAGCUUGCUCUAUUUGGUAGAGCUUACUCUGCCUGCAGACAGAAAAUGAAAGAAAAAAAUGGACUUGCCUAGAAUAAUAUAUUGAGUGCCCUUUGAUUUAGCCAGAGCCUCUGAUGAUUAGCUUUCACUGAUAGAGUAGGUCUUUUCACCCUGUAAUUCUUUGUGCUCCGAAGAAUGACAAAGGAGGCACUCAUUCCCUUUCCUUGGUAUAUGCCUAGAAAGUGGUUGAAGCAUUCUUGAUGCCCUAAAAGCAUCUUGUAAGCUAAAAAGCAUCUUGUAAGCUAAAUGGUCUUGCAUCCAGAAAGGCCAGAUUUUACCUACCAAGUAAAAAGAUAUUUUUCCAGAGAGUUAGGUGUAUUAUAAUUUCCCAUUUCAAGUUCUGUUCUUAAGCUUACUCAUUCUGCAAUGUGACAUAUCCCCUAAAACGAAGUCACCUUCCAAGUUGGACACUUGCCAUAAUUCAGCUUAAAUGUAAGCUGAAAUUUGGGUAGUAAUUUCCCAGCUCUUAGAAGGGGUAACAGUGAACCGCCCUCUAUGGGCUCCACAUCUUUUCCUUUGGCCUCCAAAGUGAGGUCCCGCCCACCCUGCCUAAGGAACUGCAGAGAGGUGGCAAGUCAGCAGAAAGGACGCCAGGCUGUUCAUGGCCUCUUGUAGGAAGAUCCCUUUAAUUUUUUUUUUUUUCAGAGUUGAGUUUGUGAGAAUAAAGACCUCUGUAACUCACCAAGGCAGAGAAAUACAGUUCAGAAAAGUAAUGUCUCCAAGGUCACUUAUUUUUUUUAUGUCUUGCUUGCCAUCACUUUAAAGGACUAGCCCCACGCCCCCGUGUGUACACAUAAGGAAAUUGCAGAACAAUUCGUUGUCCCGGCCUGACUCUAACGUCUUUUGCAAGUAGCUUCCCAGAAGUAAAAUCCCCAGUGAUGUAUUCCCAUAGAAAUAUUUUUCAGUUGUUUAUGUCGUUUACUACAAAAAAAUGAUUCAGAGUGGAUGGAGUACAACUCUGAGUAUUUUUCUAGUCCGGAAUUUUUUAUUAAUAAUCGGUGCUGCCGGGUCAUGCAUGCUGCAACUCUCAACAUUUCCUUUAUUUGGUUCAGCUUUUAGCAAAAACGGCUACAGUUCACCCUGCAGAGUAAGUAUUAAGGUUUCUGGAUUUUUUUUUCCCAAACUGUGGCCCAAAAGAAUUAAAAUCUGUUAAUAUAAAUAGAGAGCAUAUUUAUCAUUCCUCAAUAGUUAAUUAUAGACUUUGGUACCUUUGUGCCUCAGGGAAGCCACGUGAUAUAACUGGUUAUAGAAUUUCAGGGCUAGGGUUUAAAGAAAGGAGAAAGCCAUUGGAAAAAUGAUGGGCUCCAUUAAGGAGACUAAUGAAUCUGGAUGCAGAAAUAUGCCAGAAACUGGCAUAAACAUGAUUGUAGUAGAAUUUAUUUUCCAGUACCAAUAAGGAAAUUAUUUUAAGUUAUUACAUAUACUGUAUUGGGAAAGUUGAGGAGAACUCUUUUCUUCUUAAAGCUUCAAUGUCUUUUUUUUUUUUUUUUCCAUGGAAAAACUCAAACCUGUUAUUUGGGAGCUCAGUAUUGUGUGGGCACUGUGGAGAGUUUUCUGCUUAAUUGAAGUGUAAUACAGGUUACAGAAUUGUUACCCACAGUUGUAUGGUUUUGCUCCACUUCUUUUCUUUAUUAAAGUCAUUCUGUUCCUUAGAUGUGUUUGAAAAGGUGUGUGAUGACACCAUUGUUAAUGCUGGGUAAAAACUAGCUAUCUUCUUGCAGUCUUGCCUCAUAACAGUGGAAUUUCUGAUAGACAAACCACAGGACUUUGACUUUAUGCCAAAUCCAGCUCCGUCCCUUUACUGUCAAUCUUCUAUCCCAGUAGUUUAGCCUUUGUGGCUUAGGGUAUGAUGCUUCUCCUUCUGUGCUGAAAAAGCACAGCUCUGUUACCAUUUCGUUACCACUCAAAGGCCAAUGAGACAACUUCAGAAUCUUUUUAAAAGAAUGCAAGCAUCAUUGAAGCAGUAACACAAAAAGAAGGUUCAGUAUUUUCUUUUUAGUAAAACUUACAUCCUUUCAAAUAAGUUUUUGCCCUCAUGAAGAAUCCCUAGAGGAAGGUAAGGAAAAUAUUUUACAGUAGUACUUGACAGUUUCUAAACAUGUUUCUGAACAAAUAAACUCAAUGAAAGGAAAGAUGUUUCUUUUUAGUUGAGAUGACAGAUUGCUUCUCUGUAUUAAAUAGUCUAGAAGUUAAGGGGAUGGUCACAUUUACCAUGUAUUGUGUUAUGAGCAGUUAAAUUUUAUGAAUAUAUUUGUAAAAUUGUUGUUUUAUAUUUCAUGUCAAAUUGAAAAGUUUAUUUCUUCACUAUUGUACCUGUGGAAAUACAAGCCAUUUUACAGGAAAAAAAUCUUCAAAAACUAUUAAAUGGAUUUCAGUCUGUUUGUGA
This is a messenger RNA of Sapajus apella (tufted capuchin), 26156 nucleotides long. It is a transcript of the gene PELI2, whose product is annotated as pellino E3 ubiquitin protein ligase family member 2. The transcript is spliced from 6 exons. The record is from RefSeq and is a predicted model, not a curated record. NCBI's taxonomy places the organism in Eukaryota, Metazoa, Chordata, Mammalia, Primates, Cebidae. Bases 20752 to 21948 code for a protein of 398 amino acids. Gene Ontology annotation, molecular function: ubiquitin protein ligase activity; protein binding. Gene Ontology annotation, biological process: protein polyubiquitination; regulation of Toll signaling pathway.